AUGGUGUUUCUAUCUCGCGCUGUCGUGCUUUUCACGGCGGCAAUUGCGGCUUCUGGUGCAUUGGCGCAGUCUGAUACGACUCAGACUCAACAAACGGACUCGGUCUCGCAGUUGGAAGCAUUCGAGAACUGUAUGGACAACUCUGCCCCCACCAAUGGGAACAACACCGUGACGGUCAACUCCAAUUUCUUCGUACAAGAGUCUCCACUCUACGUGGACUACGCUACUGGUCCUAAGGCUCGUAUCGAUCGCAAACCUCUCGGAGUUUAUUUCGCAACCUCCGAAGAUGAUGUCGUCCGUGCCGUCACCUGUUCAGUGAGCAAUGGUCUAGCUCCCGUUCCUCGUAGUGGUGGUCAUUCGUACGAGGUGUUGUCGUCCAUGGACGGAUCGCUGGUUAUCGACAUGGCCGACAUGGUGGACGUGAAUCUCGUGUCUGAAAACCAGGACGAAGGAUCGGCUCUGGCUACCGUGCAGGCUGGUGCUCGUCUGGCUUGGAUCUACACGGAACUCGACCGUCUGGGGGGCUACAACUUCAACGCCGGCACCUGUCCGAGCGUCGGUAUCGGUGGCCACAUUUCCGGCGGUGGCUACGGCAUGGUGAGCCGUCACUAUGGUUUGGCCGCUGAUCAAACCACCGAAAUGCGCGUUGUGCUGUACAACGGCAGCGUAGUGACUGCGUCGCCCACGGAGAACACAGACCUGUUCUGGGCUCUGCGCGGCGGCGGUGCCGGUUCUUUCGGCAUUGUCACGCUCUUCACUAUCAAGGCCUACAAGAUGCCGGAGGUCUCGGUCUUCAACGUGCAAUUCAACGCCUCGGUGCGUGCUCAAGUGCUGCGUUCGUGGAUGGAUUACUUCCCGACCGCCGACUCAAAGAUCACCACGCAACUUGUGGUUGAUGGCGGAGGUGCACGCAUGGUUGGCCAGUACCUCGGCCCCAAGAUGGAGUUGGACGCGUUGCUCAACGCCUCGGGUUUGUUCGACCACGGCGGUUUGAAGUCGCAGGAACGCCGUGACAAUUGCUCGCAGCUUGCGACCAAAGCGUACGUCUGGAAGAGCACGUGCGACGACCUGAGUUCGCUCAAUGUCUCGCACCACCUGACGUCGGCUGAUAAGGACUACAGCAAGAUCAAGGGCGGCUAUUCCAAUUUCGUGCUGGACGAUGAGGGCGUACAGACCGUGCUGGAGUGGGCCGACAGCCUACCCAACACUACGUGGGCCUACAUUCAGUUCGAGGCGUACGGUGGUGUCUUCGCUACGCAGAAGAAUGACAUGACGCCGUGGGCACACCGCGAUGCCGUCUGGUCCGUUCAGAUUGGUGUUGGUGCUAACAAGGGCGAGUCCGAGGACUCUCCGUCCUACCAGUGGAUCCGUGGUAUUGCCAGCGCAUUGGAAAAGUACUUUGACGGUGGAAACUACCAGAACUACUGCGAUCUGGACCUGGGCGAAGAUUUUGGCAAGCGAUACUGGGGAGCUGACAACUUCGCUCGCUUGCGCCAGAUCAAGGCGCAGUACGACCCACUGAACGUCUUUCACAGUGCUCAGUCCAUCCCUCUACCUGCGAGCAACUAG
Molecule: messenger RNA, 1569 nt
Organism: Phytophthora nicotianae INRA-310
Lineage: Eukaryota; Oomycota; Peronosporomycetes; Peronosporales; Peronosporaceae
Exons: 1
Coding region: 1-1569 (522 amino acids)
Molecular function (GO): FAD binding; oxidoreductase activity
Source: RefSeq, a predicted model, not a curated record